CGAGAUCAGGGACAUGGCCAAAUCCUACGACCACCUCUUCAAACUCCUGUUGAUCGGGGACAGUGGCGUGGGCAAGACCUGCCUGAUCAUCCGCUUUGCCGAGGAUAACUUCAGCGGCACGUACAUCAGCACUAUUGGGAUCGAUUUCAAAAUCCGGACGGUGGAGAUCGAGGGCAAGAGGAUCAAACUGCAGGUUUGGGACACGGCCGGACAGGAACGCUUCAAAACCAUCACCACAGCAUACUACAGGGGAGCAAUGGGGAUUAUCCUCGUAUAUGAUAUCACUGACUACAAAUCCUUCGAGAACAUCCAGAACUGGAUGAAGAGCAUCAAGGAGAACGCUUCAGCUGGCGUUGAGCGCCUUUUGUUGGGGAACAAAUGUGACAUGGAAACCAAGCGCAAAGUGCCCCGGGAACGAGCAGAGAAGCUGUCCAAGGAGCACGGGAUCCGGUUCUUCGAGACGAGUGCCAAAUCCAGCUUGAACGUGGAAGAGGCCUUCAACACCCUAGCCCGGGACAUCCUUCUGAAAUCAAGCAAGAAAUCGGGUCAAAGCAACAAGGGGCCUGUGGACCUGAAAAGAUCACAGAAAAGCAGCAGCAAAUGUUCCUUGGUGUAGCAGACUACUCUACGACAUCUGGGCCCUUGGCAUC
Molecule: messenger RNA, 650 nt
Organism: Euleptes europaea (tarantolino)
Lineage: Eukaryota; Metazoa; Chordata; Lepidosauria; Squamata; Sphaerodactylidae
Gene: RAB13
Product: RAB13, member RAS oncogene family
Exons: 8
Coding region: 14-616 (200 amino acids)
Biological process (GO): cellular response to insulin stimulus; protein secretion; Golgi vesicle fusion to target membrane
Cellular component (GO): trans-Golgi network transport vesicle; plasma membrane; endosome
Molecular function (GO): GTP binding; GTPase activity
Source: RefSeq, a predicted model, not a curated record